Messenger RNA from Ceratina calcarata, 352 nucleotides. RefSeq lists its product as uncharacterized. The annotation marks the transcript as partial. The record is from RefSeq and is a predicted model, not a curated record. Lineage: Eukaryota; Metazoa; Arthropoda; Insecta; Hymenoptera; Apidae. The transcript has 2 exons.
CCUGUCGGUAGAUUCUGCGGAAGAUGGCAGGAUCUGUCGACAGCCUGGCCCCAUUCUGCCACCAGAUGGUUGACUGGGUAUAUUAAACCAAAAUGUCCAUUGUGCGAUACAUCAGUCCUCCCCUACUGCGGUGACAAAUUAUUACACGAUGCCUGCUGCUGCUCGGACCCAAACUACGACGAUGACUUACCAUUCGUGUGUACAUUGGCAGACUGCGGAUUUCUACAUGCCAACAGUUGCAGGGAGCACCGGUUGAUCGCCAGAUGCUGUUGUACCGAUGAUUAUAAAUCUUUAUUGAAAUCGUUUCCCAGUUAGAAUAAUUGAAGAUUCGAAUUUUAAUUUGGAUCAUCUU